Molecule: messenger RNA, 3663 nt
Organism: Cryptomeria japonica (Japanese cedar)
Lineage: Eukaryota; Viridiplantae; Streptophyta; Pinopsida; Cupressales; Cupressaceae
Product: pentatricopeptide repeat-containing protein At3g24000, mitochondrial-like
Exons: 1
Coding region: 364-3252 (962 amino acids)
Biological process (GO): RNA modification
Molecular function (GO): zinc ion binding; RNA binding; protein binding
Source: RefSeq, a predicted model, not a curated record
AGAACUGAAGCAAUAAAAUGUGCAUUAAAAUUAUUAAAUGGAUCAAUCUGAAUGUAGCCAUGGAGAAGUGUACUAAAUUUGCGUGGUCGAGCUUGGAUUGGAAGAAAAAUGGCGUCCCAAAAAGCGUUUUGCAGUGGCAAGCCAUUGUGGUAUAUUUAGACUGAAUUGAAAAUUUCUACGAUCCAAUUACAAUCAUAAAAUGUCAUUGCCAACCGAUGCUCAUCUCAAUCUCGGAGCGGAACAUUAUGAUCAAGAAGGCGCUGCACAUUCUGUUUACUGCACACAACCCCCCUGAAAACUACUCUACAUAUCUUCAAUUAUUGCAGACUUGCAUUCUCAAGAACACACUUUCAGAAGGGAAAAAUGUCCACUUUCAUCGCACACAGGCAAUUUGCAAAUGCGACUCGCUCGACAUUUCAGACAUUUCAUAAUAAGCUUAUUGACAUGUAUUUCAAGUGUGGAAGUUUGGUGGAUGCUCGAAAAGUCUUUGAACAUCUGAAAGAACGAGACAGCGUGUCAUGGAAUACGAUUAUUGCAGCGUAUGGAAGACAUGGGUGUCCUCACGAGGCAGUCACUCUGUUUCAUCACAUGCAACAAACAGGUCUCCAACCCGAUCAGUUCACAUUUGCCAGUGUAUUCCCAGCAUGUGCCAAAAUGGGAGCUUUGGAACAGGGCAUGGCCAUCCAUCAAAGCAUAAAGGACAGAGGAAUUUUGUCAGAUGUUGUAGUUGCAAGUGCCCUGGUAGACAUGUAUGCAAAAUGCGGAAGCAUAGACAAGGCACGUGAGUUGUUUGACAGAAUGCCUCAAAGAAAUGUGUUCUCGUGGACUGCAAUGGUUGCAGGAUAUGCACAAAAUGGAUGUGCUGAAAAAGCUUUAGAAACUUUCAAGCAGAUGCAAUUAGCAGGUGUAAAGCCAAAUUCCACAACUUUUGCCAGCGUCCUCCCUGCCUGUGCCAAAAUGGGGGCUUUGGAACAGGGUACAGACAUCCAUCAAUCCAUAAAGGAUAGAGGAAUUUUGUCAGAUGUUGUAGUCACAACAGCCCUCGUAGACAUGUAUGCAAAAUGUGGAAGCAUAGACAAGGCCCGUGAACUGUUUGACAGAAUGCCUCAAAGAAAUGUGGUCUCAUGGACGGCAAUGAUAGCUGGAUAUGCACAAAAUGGAUUUGUUGAGAAGGCUUUAGAAACUUUCAAGGAAAUGCGAUUGGCAGGUGUAAAGCCAAAUUCCACAACCUUUGUCAGCAUCCUACCCGCUUAUGCCAAAAUGGAAGCUUUAGAACAGGGUGUAGAUAUCCAUCAAAGCAUAAAGGAUAUAGGAAUUUUGUCAGAUGUUGUCGUUGCAACUGCUCUGGUAGACAUGUAUGCAAAAUGUGGAAGCAUAGACAGGGCACGUGAACUGUUUGAUAGAAUGCCUCAAAGAAAUGUGGUAUCAUGGAAUGCUAUGAUUGCAGGAUAUGUACAAAAUGGAUUAGUUGAAAAGGCUUUAGAAACUUUUAAGAAAAUGCAAUUGACAUGUGUAGAGUCAAAUUCUACCACCUUUACCAUCAUCCUCCCUGCCUGUGCCAAAAUGGGAGCUUUGGAACAGGGUAUGGACAUCCAUCAAAGCAUAAUGGAAGGGGACUUUUUGUCAGAUAUUACAACUGGAAAUGCUCUGGUAGACAUGUAUGCAAAAUGUGGAAUCAUAGACAAGGCAUGUGAACUGUUUGAUAGAAUGCCUCAAAGAGAUGUCAUUUCAUGGAAUGUAAUGAUUGCAGGGUAUGUACAAAAUCGAAUGGUUGAAAAGGCUAUAGAAACAUUCGGGCAAAUGCAAUUAGCAGGUUUAAAACCAAAUUCCACAACCUUUGUCAGCAUCCUCCCUGCCUGUGCCAAAAUGGGAGCUUUCGAACAGGGAAUGGACAUCCAUCAAAGAAUAAUUGAAGGGGGAUUUAUGUCAGAUGUUAUGGUUGCAAAUGCUCUGAUAGACAUGUAUGCAAAAUGUGGAAGUAUAGACAAAGCACGUGAACAGUUUGAUAGAAUGCUUCAAAGAGAUGUCAUCUCAUGGAAUGCAAUCAUUUCAGGAUAUGCACAAAAUGGAUUUGUUGAUAAAGCUUUAGAAAUUUUCAAGCAAAUGCAAUUUACAGGUGUAAAGCCAGACUCCACAACCUUUGUCACCAUCCUCCCUGCCUGUGCCAAAAUGGGAACUUUAGAACAGGGUAUAGACAUCCAUGAAAACAUAAUAGAAGGGGAGUUUUUGUCAGAUAUUGUAGUUGGUAAUGCUCUGGUAGACAUGUAUGCAAAAUGUGGGAGCAUAGACAAGGCACGUGAACUAUUUGACAGAAUGCCCCAAAGAGAUGUCAUCUCAUGGACUGCAAUGAUUGCAGGAUAUGCACAAAAUGGAUUUUGCAAGGAUGCUCUCAAAAUCUUUGAAUUAAUGAAGCACUCCGGAACAUGCCCUGACAUUGUAAGCUUUACUUGUGUUCUAUAUGCAUGUAGCCAUGUAGGUUUAGUGGAUGAGGGCUGUACAUACUUCAAUCACAUGAGUAACCUUUAUUGUAUCACACCUACAGCUGAUCAUUAUGUGUGCAUGGUUGACCUUCUUUCCCGUGCUGGCUACCUAGAGGACACCCUAAACUUUAUCAUUAAGAUGCCAGUUAAACCUGUGGCGGUUGUGUGGAUGUGCUUUCUUGGUGCCUGUAGAUCACAUAUGAAUAUAGGCUUAGGAGUAUUUACAUCGACACUGCUUUUUGAUCUGGAUCCUAAAAAUGCAGCGACUUAUGUACUUCUCUCAAACAUCUAUGCAGAAGUGGGCAUGUGGGGUGAGGUGCAAAUGGUAAGGAGAUUGAUGAAAGAUAGAGGAAUUCAGAAGACCCCUGGAUGUAGUUGGAUAGAAGACCAUAAAAUGGUACAUGCUUUUUGUGUAGGAGAUAGAUCACAUCCACAGACACAGGAGAUCUAUGCAAAGUUGGAGGAAUUGGCUUGGGAGAUGAAGGCAGCAGGGUAUUCUCCAGAUUCAAAACAUCUACCUAAUGAUGUGGAAGAGGAAGAAAAGGAAUCAUUUCUCUGCCACCAUAGUGAAAAGUUGGCAAUAGCAUUUGGUUUGUUAAACACACCCCCUGGAGCAACUGUUAGAGUUGUUAAGAACCUUCGAGUAUGUGCUGAUUGCCAUACUGCAACAAAAUUUAUCUCCAAGAUUGUUGCAAGAGAAAUUGUGGUGAGAGAUGCAAACCGUUUCCAUCAUUUUAAAAAUGGACAAUGUUCAUGCAGAGAUUAUUGGUGAUGCUUUAUAGAAGCAAUCUGAAAAAUAGGCUUGCACUAUAACAAUGUGCACUGCGUCAGACUUGCAAUAAUAAUGAAGGGACAAGGUUUUAUUUAAAGACUAGAAAGUUUUUGUUUCUAUUUUGAGUGUUUAGCAAUCCAGAUCAUGUUGUUGGCUUCCUAAAAUUAUAUGGAUAGUGUAAUGUAGGUCACUGCUUAUAUACACUGUGGGGGUAUUUGUCAAAGACCUGUAUUAUGGUAAGGUGGAUGUUUCAUUGAAUUGUUUUCCUGAAACCUGCAUGUGUAUGAAAUUAGAAGCUGGAGGAUUAGGAGAAUGAGAAAGAAAACAGGACGAGGAACUAAGUAAAAGAAAGAUGCUUGACCAAUAGAAAAUGCAAGAGGAUCUUGUGUUGCUUCGCAACCCUUUGCUUAG